Saccoglossus kowalevskii is the source of this 591-nucleotide messenger RNA. Its product is annotated as large ribosomal subunit protein eL21-like. The record is from RefSeq and is a predicted model, not a curated record. Lineage: Eukaryota; Metazoa; Hemichordata; Enteropneusta; Harrimaniidae. Gene Ontology annotation, cellular component: ribosome. Gene Ontology annotation, molecular function: structural constituent of ribosome. Gene Ontology annotation, biological process: translation.
ACGUGACUCGUCCUCUUUUCUCGUGGUCGGCCAUCUUGAAAGAAAAUCCACAUUCAAAAUGGUGAAGACCAACACUCAUGGAUACCGUCGGGGUACCCGGUACAUGUUCUCUAAGGACUUCAGAAAGAAGGGCCCAACACAUCUUUCUACGUAUAUGAAAAUAUUCAAACGUGGUGAUAUUGUUGAUAUCAAGGGUGAUGGUUCCGUUCAAAAAGGUAUGCCACACAAAGUGUACCACGGCAAAACUGGCAAGGUGUAUAAUGUCACUCAACAUGCUGUUGGUAUAAUUGCCAACAAGCAAGUAAGAAAUCGGAUUAUUCAAAAACGAAUCAAUGUCAGGAUUGAACAUGUCAAACAUUCAAAGUGCAGAGACGAUUUCUUAAGAAGAGUCAAAGACAAUGAAGAAAAACGAAAGAAGUUUAAGGAGCAAGGAAUCAAGAUCGGUUUAAGUUUGAAAAGACGGCCAAAACAGCCACGUAAAGGACACUUUGUGAGGACAAAGAACAACAAGCCUGAGGUGUUUGAACCAAUCCCAUAUGAAUUCAUUGCAUAAUAAAUAAAAGGAACAUGGUUCUUAUUUAAGAGAAUACA